This is a messenger RNA of Postia placenta MAD-698-R-SB12, 519 nucleotides long. RefSeq lists its product as hypothetical. The record is from RefSeq and is a predicted model, not a curated record. NCBI's taxonomy places the organism in Eukaryota, Fungi, Basidiomycota, Agaricomycetes, Polyporales, Adustoporiaceae. The transcript is spliced from 5 exons. Gene Ontology annotation, cellular component: spliceosomal complex. Bases 1 to 519 code for a protein of 172 amino acids. Gene Ontology annotation, biological process: spliceosomal complex disassembly.
AUGGCCGCAGGAAAAACACUGUACGAUAUUCUAGGCAUCACGCAAGGCGCGUCAGCCGAUACAGUCCGCAAGGCGUACAAAGUCAAGGCGCUUGAAACCCACCCCGAUCAUAUCGUGGACCGGCUGAAGCAUAGUGUCCACACUCAGGUCCGCACUGCGUUCGAUGUUCUCAGUGAUCCGGCUAAGCGUCGUGCUUACGACAAUGGCCUCAACUUCAUGCGCACCCGUGUCAACGUUAACGUGAACAUGAAUGACAUGCAAGCCAAGCUGGCUCGCGAGCGGGCUGAGUGGGCUCGCCAGGCCGAGACGCGGCACCAAGAGCGCAUGAAAGUGUUGCGUGAGGAGAUGCUCGCUAGCCAGCGGCGAUAUCAAGAGACAAUGGCAAAGGCAGAGCUGCGAUACCAGGAGCGCAUGCAGGCCAUGGAGGAUGAGCUGCGACGCAAGCGAGAGGCUGAGCGGCAGGCGGAGGGCAACAUCAGUGAGACAUACGACCUCGCUGGCAGGAGGUCUUACGGGUGA